Molecule: messenger RNA, 511 nt
Organism: Schizophyllum commune H4-8
Lineage: Eukaryota; Fungi; Basidiomycota; Agaricomycetes; Agaricales; Schizophyllaceae
Product: Prefoldin
Exons: 4
Coding region: 29-397 (122 amino acids)
Biological process (GO): protein folding
Cellular component (GO): cytoplasm; prefoldin complex
Molecular function (GO): protein folding chaperone
Source: RefSeq, a predicted model, not a curated record
GCCGACCGCGCGCGUCGAUCCGACCACCAUGACCACCUUGCCAGAUGAGACGCUGAGGAAGAUCCUCAACCAGAUACAGCAGACGGCCGUCAGCUCGCAGCGCGCCUUCAACUUCGCCCAGCAGCAGAUGGCGGCGAAGCAGCGCGAGCGGCGGAUCGUGCAGCUCACGAUCGACGAGCUGAGCCAACUAGAUGAUGACACGAAGAUGUACAAGGGUGUGGGGAAGAUGUUCCUCAUGACACCAAGGAAAGAGAUGGAGUCCGAGUUGAAGGCGCAGGAGAAGGAACUGGGGGACGACCUGAACAACCUCGCAAAGAAGUCAAAGUUCUUGGAGAAGCAGUUCAACGAUGCGUCUGGUCAAUUAAGAGAUAUCUUUAACAGCGCACCGAAGCAAUAGUAUACCCUGUAGCAUCCAUCUCAAUCGUGUAUCAUAAUCCAUGUCCGCCGUGUCGGUCUGCAACGCCAUUCUUCCUCCCCCCCCAAGUCGGAUGCCUUUGGAAUUAGAUUAUUA